CGUGAAUUCGGACUUGAUCGCGCGUGUAUCCGUCUCGCGAGAUCGCAAAAAAUCUUCCUGCUAGAGGACCGGCGAACCCGCGAAAAGAGGGCUCAGGAGUGAGAUGUGGCCCCUCCGGGCUCCCCGGCCCUGGCGCUUGGUCCUGGGCUCCCUGCGCCGGGCCGCCCGGCCCUCCUCGGGCUCUCAGGACGCAGGCGGGGGCCAGGCGCCGCCGAGGGCCCUGGGUCUGCGCACCCGCCUGCUGGUGACGGGGCUCUUCGGGACCGGGCUGGCCGCGGCUUGGCUGUCGGCCCGGGCCGAGAAGGAGCGGAGGCAGCACCUGCGGCGGAUGGAGGCCUUGCGCAGCGCGGCCGUGGGCCAGGGGGACUUCGACCUGGUGGACCACACGGGCCGGCCCCGGCGCAAGGCCGACUUCAGGGGCCAGUGGGUGCUCCUGUACUUCGGCUUCACGCACUGCCCGGACAUCUGCCCCGAGGAGCUGGAGAAGCUGGCCGGGGUGGUGCGCAGGCUGGAGGCCGAGCCCGGGCUGCCCCCCGUGCAGCCCCUCUUCGUCACCGUGGACCCCGAGCGCGACGACGUGGCGGCCGUGGGGAACUACGUGCGCGAGUUCCACCCGCGGCUGCUGGGGCUGACGGGCACCCCGGAGCAGGUGAGCCAGGCCGGGCGCAACUACCGGGUCUACUACAGCGCGGGGCCUCCGGACGAGGAUCAGGACUACAUAGUGGACCACUCCAUCAUCAUCUACCUGCUCAAUCCCGACGGCCUUUUCACCGACUACUACAACCGGAGCAAGACGGAGGAGCAGAUCACGGACAGCGUGCGGCGCCACAUGGCCGCCUUCCAAAGUGUCCUGGGCUGAGCCCUCCCUACGCCGCCGCUGACAUAAACCCCGACCCGGCUGGGUGCAGUUCUCUAGAGACCAGAUAUUUAUUCUGUGUAACAAUACUCUACAAUCGCUCAACAAGGGAGGGGGAAAUAAAGGUAUUUCUUCUACAAACAACAGAUCUGAAGCGCCCCAGAGGUCUGGAUUAGGGCCGAGGUGCCCAGGGGUGGGGGCAGGAGGGAUUGGCACACUGCCCGAUGUAUACUGGCACCAGGGGGGCGGGAAAGGGCACAUCCCCCAAACCCAGUAUCCUCCGGGCACCUGCUUCAGGAUUGUCGAGGGAAGGCGGAGGGCAAACUUUGGA
Molecule: messenger RNA, 1187 nt
Organism: Sarcophilus harrisii (Tasmanian devil)
Lineage: Eukaryota; Metazoa; Chordata; Mammalia; Dasyuromorphia; Dasyuridae
Gene: SCO2
Product: protein SCO2 homolog, mitochondrial
Exons: 2
Coding region: 104-859 (251 amino acids)
Biological process (GO): mitochondrial respiratory chain complex IV assembly; intracellular copper ion homeostasis
Cellular component (GO): mitochondrial inner membrane
Molecular function (GO): copper chaperone activity; copper ion binding
Source: RefSeq, a predicted model, not a curated record